AUGUCUAACCCGAACGACUACACAGUUGGAUGGAUAUGUGCAUUAAGCACAGAAUACGUUGCCGCACAAGAAUUCCUUGAUGAUGAGCAUGCACUGCUGGAUUUCGUGUCGCCUAAUGACACUAAUGACUACACAUUGGGCAGGCUUGGAAAACAUAAUGUCGUUAUAGCUGUGUUACCUGACGGUGAAUAUGGAACAGCCUCCGCUGCUACUGUAGCCACAAACAUGCUUAAUAGUUUCCUAAAUGCCAGGAUCGGCUUGAUGGUGGGUAUUGGUGGUGGAGCACUAAGUAGAAAGCAUGAUAUCCGUCUUGGAGAUAUUGUGGUUAGCGCGCCUCGUGACGGUGAGGGCGGUGUCCUUGAGUACAACUUUGCCCAGCACAAGCGGAAAGGGCAUCAGGGCGAAGACGCUAUUGGAUUUGUUCUCGAGAAAAAUCCAAGAUUAUGUCAGGAAUAUGCACGGCCGCAACCAAACACUGACAAGCUCUUUCAUCCCCAUGCCAUUCACAACUCAAGAGCCUGUGGGUUCUGUGUUCACAAUCCAUCAUAUGUGGUCGAGCGACGCGAGCGAGCAGAACAUGAGGAUAACCCAGCGAUCCACUAUGGCUUGGUGGCUUCUGCAAACCAGCUGAUGAAAGACGCUGUAAUCCGUGACCGACUUGCAGCAGAGAAGGGCGUUCUCUGUUUUGAAAUGGAAGCAGCGGGCUUGAUGAAUCAUUUCCUAUGCUUAGUCAUACGGGGGAUUUGUGACUACUCUGACUCUCACAAGAACAAAGAGUGGCAAGGAUAUGCGGCGAUGACUGCGGCUGCUUAUGCUAAAGACCUCCUCUCUCGCAUUUCGCCAAAUCGGGUGGAAGCUGAGAAGAGAAUCAGUGAUGUGCUUUCUUUAGUUAGAAAGGACAUAAAAGAAGUCCAUACUACUGCUCAAAAUACAAAAACGGCAAUUGAGAUCCUGGAUAAUGACCGACGGCGCGAGAAAGUGAUUGCGAAGCUGCCGUAUGCCAAGGGCUCCACAUUCGAUUCUUUUGAUGGAGUUCUUGAUCCACGAUGCCAUCCAGAAACAAGAAUUGCCCUACGUCGUCAAAUCAGAGAAUGGGCCGAAAAUGGACAAGGGAAGUCAAUAUUCUGGCUGAAAGGAAUAGCUGGAACAGGAAAAUCAACGAUUUCUCGAACAGUAGCCGAGUCCCUUCACAUGGAAGGAAAACUAGGAGCCAGUUUUUUCUUUAAAUGA
This is a messenger RNA of Talaromyces stipitatus ATCC 10500, 1230 nucleotides long. RefSeq lists its product as uncharacterized. The transcript is spliced from 3 exons. The coding region runs from base 1 to 1230 and encodes 409 amino acids. Lineage: Eukaryota; Fungi; Ascomycota; Eurotiomycetes; Eurotiales; Trichocomaceae. Gene Ontology annotation, biological process: nucleoside metabolic process. The record is from RefSeq and is a predicted model, not a curated record. Gene Ontology annotation, molecular function: catalytic activity.